UCUGUCUUGAAACAGUCAGGAAUUAUAUGCUUGAUAGACUUCAGUUCAAGCGCCCUCUCGCAGCAAAUCAAUUGCCCCAGAAGAAAAUGGCCGACAUGCUGACAGAAAUUGCCAUUGGCCUCCAGGCAUGCCUCCAAGUCGGCAGACUCAAGGAUGAGGGCAAGGCAGCCCCCGAGAUGAUUUCCCUGGUGAAGAGGAAUUCCUGUGGCAAGAGCCUGGAGAUUGCUCGCACAGCCAGGGACAUGCUUGGCGCCAAUGGUGUCGCCGAUGAAUACCACAUCAUCCGACAUGUCAUGAAUCUCGAGGCUGUUAACACUUAUGAAGGUACGCACGACAUCCACGCCCUGAUCCUCGGCCGAGCCAUCACGGGGAUUCAAGCGUUUACUUCCUGAAAACCAGUGUUAUAACAGCUCAUAUGUGAUGCAGAUCAAGUUUUAUUUCAAACGCCAUAAUAGAGUGUUCUGUUUCUGUGAUGAUGCGUUGAACCAAACGUGCAAUAAAAACCCAAACGACGUGAAACGUUUCAAGCAGAGCAGCAGCGGGUCCAGCGGAGAGCCAUGUGCCCCGAGUGGCUCAACCCGUCGAACGAAGCCUCCCAAUUCCCCAGCUUCUCGGGGACGAAGUCGUCCUUGCCGACACCCGGGACCAGGAUGCUGGUCUGGAACGAGGAACCGGAUGCCGCCUGGGCGUACUCGUCCUGGAUCCAACGAGAAAGCACCCUGCCUCUGUCAUUUGCAAUGACAAUUAUGGCAUCUGUAAUUCUCCAUACAGAUGUAAUUCUUGAGAUUUCACCCAAGACUCUUCAGUUGUUUCUGGUUGUGGAAGCAUUUGAUCUGAAAUGGUUCUACCAAGAACUUGAUCAUAUUCUGCCCUGUUGAGAGUCUAAAUGAGUGCAUGGAAUGUACUAGUAGAUUUGAAAAUAAACCUGAU
Molecule: messenger RNA, 930 nt
Organism: Darwinula stevensoni
Lineage: Eukaryota; Metazoa; Arthropoda; Ostracoda; Podocopida; Darwinulidae
Source: the annotation of a GenBank genome assembly